This is a messenger RNA of Hipposideros armiger (great roundleaf bat), 2692 nucleotides long. It is a transcript of the gene MCPH1, whose product is annotated as microcephalin 1. The record is from RefSeq and is a predicted model, not a curated record. Gene Ontology annotation, biological process: mitotic cell cycle; cerebral cortex development. The transcript is spliced from 15 exons. NCBI's taxonomy places the organism in Eukaryota, Metazoa, Chordata, Mammalia, Chiroptera, Hipposideridae.
CGCGGAGCCGGAGGGGAGCGGCGCGCGCCCGCCCUGCGCAUGCGCGGUGUGGCCGCUGGCCCCGCGGAGUCCGGCUUCGCGGCGUGCGGCGCUUGCGGAUCCGCCCGCCCCGUAUGGCGGCCCCGGGGACGCCGGGGGAUCCGGUUCUGAAAGAUGUAGUGGCUUAUGUUGAGGUGUGGUCAGCCAAUGGAACAGAAAAUUAUUCAAAGACAUUUACAAACCAACUUGCAGAUAUGGGGGCAAAGGUUUCAAAAACUUUUAACAAGCGAGUGACUCAUGUGGUGUUUAAAGACGGGUACCAGAGCACCUGGGACAAAGCACGGAAGAGAGGCGUAAAGCUAGUUUCAGUGCUCUGGGUUGAAAAAUGCAGGACGGCUGGAAGGCAUGUCGACGAGUCUCUGUUCCCUGCCGCCAACACUCAGGAGCACUUACCAUGCCUGAUUAAAAAGAAACAUAAGUGUAUGCAGCCCAAAGAUUUUGUUCCUAAAACACCAGAAAAUAGUAAGAGACUUCAAAAGAAAUUUGAGAAAAUGGCUAAAGAGCUACAAAUGCAAAAAACGACACCCACCAUUAAAAUGUACUGUGGUCAUCACAGUGCAAUGGAGAAGAGAUUACAGAAGAUGAAGGAGAGGAGGGAAAACCUCUCCCCUACCUCUUCCCAAAUGAUUGAAAAGUCUUAUGAUAAUCCAGUUAACUCUUCGUGUGAAGUAUCUUUGAAUGUUUCACAUGAUACUUCAUGUUCAGAUAUAUCCUUUGCUGGUGAUCUGCACUUAUCUUUUGAUGAUCUUGGUGGACACUCAGAAUGUGGGAAUCAGGAGAGGAAAUCGGGAGGAUUCGUUGAUGGAAUUAAAAGUGAUAUGUGCGUUUCUUCACCUGUAUUGACAACAAGCAAUACUCAUCCAUCAGCAUCUCCCAGGUGCCUCAGUCAGUUAACUCCUCAGAAAUCUAUGCACCAGCUUUCAGAGGAAGAGAUCAAUUGGCUGCGAGGUCCUGUAGGCGGAGUGGCCACCCCUGAGAAGAAGCGAUCUGAGGCAGCAGCUGAAGAGAUGGGUGAUGAGGCGAGUUUGUCUCCCAUGUUAUCUGCAACAACAGGCCACUGCUCGGGACAUUUGCAGCCCAGGAGUUCCUCAGCAAAGAGAAGAAGAACGUCAGAGCACUUCCAUCCCCCUGCGAAAGAGAGACGCAAGGAAAAGAGCAGCAGGAGGUCGGCUGUGCCCAGACUGCAGCUGUUUCAGCCGGAGCGCGGCCUGCAGCUCGGCAGCAGUGCUGCUGUGCAGAGUCUGGACUGGGACGGGUCCUCCUAUGACGAUUAUUUCUCACCCGACAAUCUCAAGGAAAGGAAUUCAGAGAGUCUUCUUCCUGGGUGCCAGUUGUCCCCAAGCCCUGCCCAGGUCCGCUGCAGAGUUGGUCUUUCUAAGAGGGAGAGAGCAAACAUCUUGAAAAUGUCUGAUUUUUCUUGCAUUGGAAAGAACCUCAGAUCAGUUGAUGUGACCAAUUUCACAGCAGAAACCAGCUCCAGUCUUCAGAAACCGAGAGAUGGUGAAGCAAAUGCAGCUUUGGGUUGUAUGACUGCUGAGCAGCCAUCUGCUGCCGAAGAAACUGCGGGGCGCAGUCCACACGCUGACACUCAGAAAGGGGGAGAUGUGUGUCCUGAAGGGGGGAGCUUGCCUCACAUCAUCAGGGAACUCACGCGUCAGGAGGGACGUCACGAGGAUUUAACGCCCUUAGAUGGAAGCAGUAAAGCAACGAAAGGAUUGGUUGGCGUAAAAAGCGAGCAGAAAGAAGAUACCACUUCUAGAACGUUGAGUCCCUCUGAAGGUGAAUCUCAGUGAUUAUAACCUAGUUUUGUAGGUGAUUAUAAAGUGGAAAACUCGGCAGAGGAAAGGAAGACUUAGGUGAAGGGUAUAUCGGGCAAUGUUAAAAAUGGACCAGCCCGGCUUGGUGGCGUAGAAGGCGCGCGGGAAGGCUGGAGGGACCUCAACGGACCUCAUGAGGAAUCAAAGAGAAGAGGCCAAGGCCAAAAGCCAACAAGAACAUUAGUCAUGACGAGCAUGCCAACUGAAAAGCAGGACAUCGUCAUCCGGGUUGUGGACAAACUGAAAGGCUUCUCACUGGCCCCUGACGUGUGCGACACCACCACUCACGUGCUGGCCGGGAAGCCCGCGCGCACGCUGAAGGUGCUGCUGGGCGUCGCGCGCGGCUGCUGGGUCCUGUCCUACGAGUGGGUACUGUGGUCUUUGGAAAUGGGUCACUGGAUUUCCGAGGAACCGUUUGAACUUUCUGACUCCUUCCCUGCAGCUCCUCUCUGCCGCCUGGAGCGCCGUUUGUCCGCGGGGCAGUACCAGGGCACCCUGUUUGCCGACCAGCCCAUGAUGUUCAUCUCCCGGGCCAGCGAGCCCCCCAGAGCCAAGCUGUGUGAGCUGGUCCGCCUGUGCGGGGGUCGGGUGGCGCACGUCCCUCGCCAGGCCAGCAUCUUCAUUGGGCCCUUCCAAGGAAAGAAGAAGGCGACACUCAAGUACCUGUCGGAAAGGUGGAUAUUAGACUCAGUCACUCAGCACAAGGUCUGUGCCUCUGAAAACUACCUGUUACUGCAGUGAUGGAGAUACCACUCAACAAACGCAUGGCUGCUGCAAACAGCUCGCAGAGUUGCCUUUGAGUAUUCAAAUAACAGACAAACUUGGGAAGAGAAGGA